Poecilia latipinna (sailfin molly) is the source of this 2096-nucleotide messenger RNA. It is a transcript of the gene bspry, whose product is annotated as B-box and SPRY domain containing. The transcript is spliced from 6 exons. Bases 204 to 1631 code for a protein of 475 amino acids. Gene Ontology annotation, molecular function: protein binding; zinc ion binding. The record is from RefSeq and is a predicted model, not a curated record. NCBI's taxonomy places the organism in Eukaryota, Metazoa, Chordata, Actinopteri, Cyprinodontiformes, Poeciliidae.
AGGCGGUUACAGCUGACGCCCAAGAAAAAAAGAAAGAAAGAAAAAAAACAGGUGGGACAGAAAGAUUUGCCGUCAGCUCUGACCUCUCAAGUCCGUGUCACUUCCGUGUUCCGCUCACCUGUUACACCUGUGUCACAGCCGCUGGUCCGCAUAGGUGCGACUUUUACAGCUCUGCCGGUGCGCACCUGUUCUCCUAUUGUGCCAUGACUGAGGGAUUUACCGAAUGUGACUUAACAUGCUCGUCUCCUACUACAUCUGUAGAGACCUUAAAUGCCGUGAAAUGCCUGAAAAUUGAUCCCGAGCAGCCCAUUUUCUCUGUGCUGACCGGCGGCAUGAAGGAGCAGCAGCCGAAGCAGGAGGAGGCGGACAAUGCCGUGUCCCAUCAGAGCACCUGCGGCGGUAGCGGCGGGGGAGCUACCUCACUGACGUCCGCCGCCUCUGACACCGAGUCCGGCAUCUUCUCCGUGGAAAGCGAAGUCUGCGCGGAGCACGACUCCGAUCUGGACUGGUUCUGCGCCACCGAGCAGAAACUCAUUUGUUCCCGCUGCGCCAACGCGGGCCCCUGCCGGGAUCACAGCGUGGCCCCGCUGGCCCGAAGAGUCGGCGUGGUCAGGAACCAGCUGGUGGAUGUGUGUGAAAAAAUCCAGCUGCAGGCCCUGGGCAUAGAGAAGUUCAUCCAGCAAACACUGACGGCCAAAGAACAAAAGCUGCAGGCGUCGGCGAGCAGGGCGAGGGAGCAGGUGCUCGCGCAGGUCGCCGCCACCCGCGAGGCCCUGGAGGAGGAGGAGCAGCGGCUCCUGGAGCAGGUGCAGAGGGAGGAGGAGCGGGUGGAGCAGUGCCUCCUCACCCAGAGAGCUCACUGGAACCACGCUCUGACGAGUCUGUCGCAAACACGCACCCGCUUGGUGCACACGCUGACGCACGCUGGCGACGCACAGCUGGUGACCAGUGUCCAAGAAAUUGCUGAAAGGGUGGAGGAAGCUGAAGGGGUCGGGAAGCCCUGUGACACCGACCAGCUCAACUUGAACCCAGCCUGUAUCGACAGUAAGCUGCUGAGGGGCCUCUGGACGACUGCUCUGCUGCUGGGGCCCAACGCUUAUGGAUCACCUCUGCUAAAGUUCGAUGAGCGCACAGUCAGCCCACUCCUCUCCCUCUCAGAAGACCUACGCACUUUGACCUUCCUCCAAAAGAAGCCCCGCCAGUCUCCCCCGUACGACCCGGCUCGCUUCGACUCCUGGCCCAAUGCUUUGGGAUCUCUGUCCAUGUCCUCCGGCACCCACAGCUGGGUGGUGGACGUCGGCAAGAGCGGCGCCUUUAAGGUCGGGGUCUGCUACGCCUCUCUGGAGCGUAAAGGUUCUGGGAACGAGGCGCGGCUAGGCUACAACAGUGAGUCGUGGGUGCUGUGCCGCUAUGAUGGCGACUAUUCCUACUGCCACGCUGGGAAGAAGGUUCCCCUGCAGGUGGUGACGAGGCCCCAGCGGAUCGGCCUGCUGCUGGACUGGCUGAGCCAGACGCUGCUGUUCUACGAGCCGGACUCUGGCGCCGUGCUGUACUCUGUCACUCAGCCCUUCAAUGCUCCGCUGCUUCCGGCGUUUGCUGUGACUGACCGCAGCAUCACCAUCCUGCACUGAAAGACCACAUGAGCAUACAAAGGUUUAAAAGCAGAAGGGAGAGACAUUUCUGUAUCAUAGAAAUAUGAUGUGCAGGUGAACAGGAGCUCUGUGCAAUAAUGAAAACUUCCAGCUGCAUCAGUUUUCUAUUUAUUCAAUUUUUGUUUUUCUAAUUUCUUUUGUAUUAUUUUUAAUAAUUUCUUAGGCUUACUAUUUUUAUAUGUUGAUUUUAUUAUAUUGUUGUACUGUUGUAGUUAUCCAUUAUGUAAUUAUUUUGACUGAAGAUGAUUGUUUUUUUUUAAUAGAAAGAUUGUCUUUGUAGUAAGAAAACUGAAUAGAUUUUUAUUCUGUAUUAUGCAGCGCUUUUAAACGUUAUCAACAAUAACACUAGUUGAUCCAGACUUUUAAAAUCACAGAGCUUGAACACUUGACUACUAAUUUAAGCCAGUUUACCUUAUGAUUAGUAAAGUGAUUGUUGCUGUUUCA